UAUGAGGUCAUUUUCAUUAUUUAUGGAUUUAUACAACAUUUUAUCUUUUUAGAUGUUCUGCAAGUUGCAAUUGAGCAUCAUUCUUCUUCUUUAAGGGGAUUAUUACUUCGCAGUAGACAGCCACCUGGUGGGAAAGUUAGCAGCUUGUCUGAACCAUUGUUAUUAGAAUUAGCUGCUGGUAUUGCUCAAGGAAUGGCACAUUUGGCAGAUAGAGGAAUUUUCCAUCGUCAUCUAUCUAGCAGAAAUGUUUUAAUUGCAGAAGGAUCCAUUCCAAAAAUUGCCCAUUUUGGACUAGGUUAUUACAAUCCUCUUGGAAAGAAACUGAUGUACACAAGGUGGACAGCUCCUGAAGUCUUGAACAUGAAUACAUUUGCAAGCAAAAGUGAUGUGUGGUCGUUUGGUGUACUUAUGUGGGAAAUUCUAACAUUAGGUGGCUCCCCGUAUAACAAUAUUUUUACUCGAGACAUUUUACCUCGUGGAAUGCAAGGCAUGCGCCUUUCUCAACCAGUUGGUGUUGGUAAUGAACUGUAUCAACUUAUGCUUAAUUGUUGGGAGCUAGAUCCCGAGGAAAGACCAAAAUUUAUGGAGUUGGCUGCAAAUUUGCAAAAUAUGUUUUUAAAUGCUAAGGAACAUGUCAAUUUCCAAGAUUGUAUAAAUUAUCAGUACGAAAAAUUUGAUCCUAGUGCAGAAGAUCAGUAGUAAUGCCUUACAUUCCAUAACUCUGUCAUCAGUAUUCCAAGACAUUUUAUUUUGUAUAUUGCAGCUAUACAUUUAUAUAUAUACAGAUUUAUAUUUUAAACAUGUAUUUUUUAUGAGCAGCUGCAGGAUGAAAAAUAAUUUGACUUUAAUCAUAUUCUGUAUAGAAUUAAAAUAAGGAUUGCCACAAAUUGUUUUUCAUUCCAAAGACAAGUUUUGUGCCUCGUAUUUCUAUUUUUACAUUUUUAUUAAGAAGAGAAUAUUACUGAGUCAUGUUUCUGCAAUUAUGUAAGUUACUUAAUUGUGAUAAUUUUUUUAUUUAUGUUUGUGUAUAUUUUUACCUUUAUACAUACUUUAAUCAUUUAUUUGUGUAAAAAGAUCAGUUUCAUUAGUUUUGAACUAUUAAGUACAAUACAGAGUGCAUCUAUAAAAUUUUAGGACCAAGUUCUUUACAAAAUCAAAAUUAUAGAAAGCAACAUUAUUGUUAUCGUCUCUUAGCCUUGUAAAUUCACACAAUGCUUGGUUCCUUCAUAGAACUUUUUUUUAGUCAGGAGAUACUGUUCAAGUUUGUGUUUGAAGUUAUUUGAAUCUCUUCAGUACAGAAUUGUCUGAGACACUUCAGAGAAGGGAAAGUAGUCUGCAGAGAUCAAACCUGUUGAAGAAGGGGUUAGUUGAUAUUUUUCUUUACCAGAGAAAAAUGGAACGCAAGACAGGAAUAGAAUGGGUGCCAUAUCGUUCAUACAGUAGAAAUGAGUUAUUCAAAUGAGCUUUCUCAGACUUAAUAGGCUCAACAUGAAACUAAAGUUUUGUAUCCAUGGUGAAUCUUCUCCAAACUAAGCAAAUGUUUUCCAUUUUGUCUCAGGAUUUCAUCUCCAGUUGAUGCAUUGAAUUUCAUCUCCAGUUGCAAUUUACUUUACUUCAAAACUUUGCUAUUCCAUGCCUAGCUUUUGAAUCCUUGACAGCAGAUAUUCACAGGAUCAAUUCAGGAUCUGCAUAGGAAAUUUAGAGUCUAGCAGAUGAUAUUUUAAGAAAAGAAAGGCUAAGAUGGCAUUGUAAUAAAUCUAUGAGUUAUCACUUGGCAAAUUUGCUGAAAUUUGUUGAAGAAAAAAUUAGUUCUGAAACUUUAUAGAUGCACUGUGUAUGACUGCUUGGAAAUAUAAAGCUGACAUAGCAUCAUUAAUAAAACUUUUCAUAAUAAUAUUGACUGGUGUAGGUAUUAUAGAAAAUACUAUGUUAUAUUUUCUUUUCCUUUUGUGAAAUCAAAAGCAUGUGCAAUGCAUGAAUCAUCUAAUUAGUGAUAUAUUCAUUACAUGCAGAAUGUGGUCUCUUCAUACAGCUACUUCUGGUAUCUUUUUUCAGUUUUAUUUGUUAGUUUGAGACAAUAUUUUGGGUAGUAGUCUUAUGCAUAUAUAUUUGAGCAAAAUGUUUUUAGUUUUGUGGUUGAGUUUUGGUUGUGUCUGGUUGUUGUUUUUAUUUUUGUGUACCGGUGUUUUAUUAUGCAUAAUUUUGUCCAAGUUUAAAUGUUUUUAAAAAUUUUUAUUGGUUUUUUCCUAGUGAUCUGUUUAUACAUUUUUUAAAGUAUGAUAAAAUGUUGUCUUAUUUUCUAUUGUUUUUGUGUUUUCAAUAUUAUAUGCUGCUAAACAUAGAAUCUCAUUUACACAUGAAACAUUUUCAUUUUGUUGGAAAAAGUCAUGUAACCAUUUUACAUUAAGCUUUUUAAAUUAGUAAUAGAAUGACAGAAUUAAUUUAUAUAUAUUUUUUCUUUUUUAACAGUCAUUUAUUUUAUAUUUAAAAAAAAAUUAAAAUUGGCUUUUGAACUAUAAACAUGGAAUUGUUAGUUUUUUUGCAGUAAUCAUCUGAACAAAUAUGUUAAUUACUUAUAAAUUUAAUAGUAAAGUUGUUUUUCUUCUGUAUUUUAAUAGACAUGCUACAGUUAUUCUUUACUAAUUGUGAAAUAAAUGUCCAUCAUAUUAAUGAUUAAAAUCACCUUAAAAAUUUUUAAUAUGUACAAAGUUGGGAAUUGGACACAGUAAUUAUUCUGGAAAAAUAUGUGUAAUUUUUUUAGAAUUUAAGAUCACAUUUUUUAAGUAUAAGAAUUUUUUUUAAGUUCAAAUUUGAUUUGACCAUAUAAAAUGGAUAAUUAAAAACAUUUCAAAGUAGUUUCUUUAUUUAAUUUUAAUAUUUUGAAACCUAAAGAAGGCAGGACAUUGUUAUUCAUAUUCUGCUGUUUAAUGGUGGAUAUACUAAAUCUUGUAAACAUGAAAUGUUUUGAUUUGUUAUUUUUCAUGUGUCAGUCUUUAUGACCAGAUUGACAAAAUUUUAGGUUCGGUGAUUCAACAGCAACAAAAAAAUAAAUAAAUAAAAAUUAAAAAUCUUUCAAAGUU
Molecule: messenger RNA, 3080 nt
Organism: Stegodyphus dumicola
Lineage: Eukaryota; Metazoa; Arthropoda; Arachnida; Araneae; Eresidae
Gene: Wsck
Product: tyrosine-protein kinase Wsck
Biological process (GO): protein phosphorylation; positive regulation of kinase activity; cell surface receptor protein tyrosine kinase signaling pathway
Cellular component (GO): plasma membrane; signaling receptor complex
Molecular function (GO): protein binding; ATP binding; transmembrane receptor protein tyrosine kinase activity
Source: RefSeq, a predicted model, not a curated record